AUGUUGAAGUUGUGGCUCGGGCUCGCUCUAACGGCUGAUUCAUCGGCGUUAUUUAGGGGAAGCAAUAGUUUUGGGAUGAGUCUAAAAAGGCCAUCGGAGCUCUAUAAACACCUAAGAGUUUCCAAGAGAUAUAUCCUGGGGAAAUCCCAUGAUGACAUAGUGACAUCGCUCCCAAAAGAUGAAGAUGCCCCCGAGCUAGAGUCACGACUUCAAUUCCAUAAGCAAUUUAUGAUAGGAGCACAAAGUAACAGAGCGGGGUUAGGAUCAAAUAGGAAAGUUAGAAUCAAAUUGAAGUCUUUUAUUCGGGUUCUAGAAGUCAUACGUGAAGCGGUUAGUCUUUCGGUAGCCAGAGCGCAAAAGGCAAUAACCACAAACGAACGAUCAGUAGGUUUUGUGAGAGAAGGCACUAGGGCUACAAAAUUAAACGUCAAGCCUUACUCCAUCCUUAAAGCGGCGUCGGAUUGGACUAUAAUGAUGGACACGUAUGAAAAGCAAUAUAAAAUCCCCGAGGAUAUUUGUGCGUCGGCCUCCAGACCGUAUAUAUUUUUGUUUUCGCGAAUUUUAAAGCGCGUAGUUUUGAUAGAGCUUACGGUCCCUUGGGAAACCAACAUCCCCAAAGACCAUACCAUCAAGGUCAACAAAUAUUACGAGCUCACAAACGAACUCACUCGAAAUAGGUUCGUAGUAGAUUUGUACGCGGUAGAGGUGGGAGCGAGAGGUAUAACAGCGAAAUCUCUCUACAACCUACUAAAGGACUUGGGCUUGUCCAGAACUCACAAUAAUGCAUUCUUGGAACGUAUAUCGAAGGCAGCCCUAGUAGGUUCUUUUCAAAUUUGGUUAGGUAGGGAGAGGAGCUUGGACAGUGGAGGUGAGCGUAUAACGCGCGUUAGUUAA
Messenger RNA from Danaus chrysippus (African queen), 894 nucleotides. Lineage: Eukaryota; Metazoa; Arthropoda; Insecta; Lepidoptera; Nymphalidae. The record is from the annotation of a GenBank genome assembly.